UCCACCCUUGGAAAAGCAGGAAUUCCUUCCCUCUGGAAAAGCAGGAAGCGCUCCCGGUGCUCCCGAUCCCCCCUCCGGGGGCUCCGUCAUCGACACCGCCUCAUUAAUUUAAUUAAUUAAUUAACGACUCCCAGCCGCUGCUCCCGCUUGGAAAGCGCCGCUGGAAAAGCCAGGCCGGGACUUUUCCCGGAAUCCCAAAAAAAAAAAAAAAAUCCCAAAUUCGGCAGGAGGUGGAAAAAAAAAAAAAAAAAAAAAAAAAAUCCCGGGGAAAAGAAGAGAAGAGAGAAGAUGGCGUGGGAUCCACCCUGGAAUUCUUUGGGAUUUUCCUGCCUCCUCCUGGCCCGCUCCAGACUUUCCCUGGCGCAGUUGAUCGAGGCCACGACGGCGCCUCCCAAGAAGAAGCCGGAUCCGGUGACGUCGGAGACCGUGGUGAUCUGGGGGCUGCGCCUCUGGCAGGUGGUCGGGAUCUUCGCCCUCUUCGUCCUCUCCAUCAUUAUCACCCUGUGCUGCAUCUUCAAGUGCCGCAUCCCGCGCACGCGGAAGGAGAUCGAGGCGCGCUACGCCCAGCGCAAGGCGGCCAAGAGCUACGCGGACAAGCUGGACACGGUGCCGCCCCUGGAGGAGCUCACCGACAUUCCCGGGGCUCCGGUUACAGAAGAAAAAAAAGAGGAAGAAGUUCCCACUGUAUCUGGAAAAGUGGAUAAGGCUCAAGGAAAGAAGGAUGGAUCCAAAGACUCCAAGAAAAAGGAUGGGGAGAAGGAGAAGGAAGAAUCCAAGAAGGAAGGGAAAGAUGGAGGCAAAAACGCCUGA
Molecule: messenger RNA, 810 nt
Organism: Oenanthe melanoleuca
Lineage: Eukaryota; Metazoa; Chordata; Aves; Passeriformes; Muscicapidae
Gene: TMIE
Product: transmembrane inner ear
Exons: 5
Coding region: 289-810 (173 amino acids)
Source: RefSeq, a predicted model, not a curated record